Moneuplotes crassus is the source of this 788-nucleotide messenger RNA. The record is from the annotation of a GenBank genome assembly. NCBI's taxonomy places the organism in Eukaryota, Ciliophora, Spirotrichea, Euplotida, Euplotidae.
GUAAUUUUAAAAGUUAAUAAUUUUUGCAUGGAUACCAGUGGAAAUUUAUCAGAAAAACGGAUGCAUAGAUUCCAUGAGACAAGAUAUGGAGGGGAUUUGAGCCUCUUGAUCAUGAGGGUUUUAUUCUAUUGGCUUCCUACGAUGUAUACAGAAUAUAUAGCAAUAUACGAGAGUACUUUCUUGAAAAGGAGCUAUUAUUUCACCCAAAUUUCAUUGACACUCGUCACAUUUCUCUCAACAAUGGCAGUUGUGAUAUCAUUGAUGAAGGUGUGAUCAAUCAAAGUUCCUAAUAAAGCUUUGAAGGUGUACCAAAUACUAUACCCACUGACUUUUACCUCCCAAUUAAUAGUGUUUGUUGUCUAUUGGACUGCCAUUCAUCCUAAAAUCGGAGAUUUGAUGAAGAAAAAGUCUGCGGAACACCAAUUUUUUAUGUAUAUCGUUCACAUAUUUCCCUUCUUAGCAGCUUUCGCAGAGAUGAUCAUUGCUAGACCAAUGUUUAUAUUCUCAGAAGUCAAAAAUAUGGUGAUCUUCGGACUAUUUUACACCCUGAACAAUUUCUUACAGACAAAAUUUAUCGGUGGAUACCUCCCUUACCCUUUCAUGACUUGGAAAGAUUCCUCCUCACUUGUCGCAGCAGUAGUAAUCCUCAUCAUAGGAGUCAUAUUCUAUUAUAUUGCUACCAAAAUAACAGAUAGCAUCAAUGGUCACGAAGAGGAGGAUAAGAAGAAAGUAGAGUAAAUUAGGAUUUUCAAAAAUAUCCGAAGUCGUUGGCCCUCAAAGGUAAAAGU